AUGGAAGUGGUACUGGCAAGAAUCCAGAGACAAUUGGGCAGUGGUAACACAAAAUUGGCAGCGUCGAAACCCACCAGCCCAGCCUUCUAUGACAGUAAUGGUGGCCACCAAGACGAGGAAAAUCCCCAGGGGACUAGAACAGCAUCUCAUACCAACAAUGGUGAUCAUAUAGACGAAGAAAUCUCCCAUGAGCCAGAAUCACAGCCAGCUAUCAUCAAGAUGAAGAAGUCCCCCAUGAUUUUAUAG
Messenger RNA from Penicillium concentricum, 246 nucleotides. RefSeq lists its product as uncharacterized. The transcript has a single exon. Lineage: Eukaryota; Fungi; Ascomycota; Eurotiomycetes; Eurotiales; Aspergillaceae. Bases 1 to 246 code for a protein of 81 amino acids. The record is from RefSeq and is a predicted model, not a curated record.